Molecule: messenger RNA, 453 nt
Organism: Quercus lobata
Lineage: Eukaryota; Viridiplantae; Streptophyta; Magnoliopsida; Fagales; Fagaceae
Exons: 2
Coding region: 1-453 (150 amino acids)
Source: RefSeq, a predicted model, not a curated record
AUGAGCAAGGCGUUAAACCAAAUUUCCAGGUCACCUUUCACACGGAGAAUUGAAGGAGGAAAACUUCCUCGGCGAUUUACUCAGCUAACAUUCACAAUAUACAAUGGUCGAAGAGACCCUAUGGAACAUGUAAGUCACUUCAAUCAGAGAAUAGUUGUCCAUUCCAAGAAUAAGGCUUUGAUGUGCAAGGCGUUCUUGUCCAGUUUGAAGCCUGUGGUUCCUCGGCCCUUAGAUUCCCUAUUGUUUAUGACCAUGCUAGAAGGGGAGACCUUGAAAACGUACGCAAACAGAUACUGGGAGAUGUUUAAUGAGAUCGAUGGUGACUUUGAUGAUAUGGCCAUAAGAACUUUCAAGGUCAACCUACUUGCCGAGCAUAGUUUGAGGAAGUCUUUGACUGGGAAACCUAUUAACAGUGUUUAUCAACUCAUGGACCGAAUUGACAAGUAUAAGUGA